Molecule: messenger RNA, 1035 nt
Organism: Xiphophorus couchianus (Monterrey platyfish)
Lineage: Eukaryota; Metazoa; Chordata; Actinopteri; Cyprinodontiformes; Poeciliidae
Product: trace amine-associated receptor 1-like
Exons: 1
Coding region: 1-942 (313 amino acids)
Biological process (GO): G protein-coupled receptor signaling pathway
Cellular component (GO): membrane
Molecular function (GO): trace-amine receptor activity
Source: RefSeq, a predicted model, not a curated record
AUGGUUGAAGAUCAACGCCUCUGUAAUGAGUCAGCAGAGGUGGAUGGACAGACUGUGACCUCUUAUAUACUAAAUGCUUUUGUGGUUACUUGGUCGAUUCUGAUAAUAUGUGGAAAUCUUCUUGUGAUCAUCUCUGUCGUUUACUUCAAGCAGCUCCACACUCCAACAAACUACCUCAUCCUCUCUCUGGCUGUGACUGACCUGCUGGUUGGGGCUUUAGUUUUACCUUUCAGCACAAUAUUGUCUCUGAGCUCAUGCUGGAAUUCAAGUUAUUUACUCUGCAAAAUGCGAGGCCUGUUUGAUAUCUUACUGUGUGCAUCAUCUAUUUUAAAUUUGUGCUGUAUAUCCAUUGACCGAUAUUAUGCAGUGUGUCAUCCUCUGACAUAUAGAAGUAAAAUGAAUGUUCGUGUAAUUCUGGCCAUGAUCCUGGUGAGCUGGGCUCUUUCAGCUCUACUCGCUAUAAGCAUCACUGGACGUGGGUUAACUCAAGGAAAUCUCAACCGAAGGUGUGCUAUAUUUAUAGCUACAAAGGAAACCAGUCCUGGACCAUUUUUUGAAUUCUACAUUCCAGCUAUUAUAAUUUUAACAAUCUACUUGAGGAUUUUGAUGGUGGCAAAGAAGCAGGCGAGGCGCAUCCAGAACACGAUGAAGUCUGAAGCAGCUCUCAGUAAGAUGGAGAAAAAGGCCAACAUAACUCUGACUGUAGUGAUGGGAGUCUUCCUCAUGUGUUGGACUCCUUUCUUUUUAUCUCUAGGUUUAUACAGUAUAGGAAAAUUCACAAUACCUGUUGCUGUUAUGGAAGCAUUUAAAUGGUUAGGAUGGUCCAAUUCCAUGUUAAAUCCAUUAGUUUAUGCUUUCUUUUACAGGUGGUUCAGACGGGCCUUUAAAAUGAUCAUCUUUGGUCAAUUAUUUCAAGGAGAUUUUUCCAAUGCAACUUUGUGACACAUUUUGAUUCUAUGUGCUGAGGUGCAAUUUAACAUGUUAUCUCUUUAUUGUUCACAAUGUUUUAGUUUAACAUGGUAGAAUAUUCUAAUG